AUGGUAUCCUCAAUUACCCCUUAUGAGUCUCUUCUCACAUCAUCUGCUGUGGCAAAUAUCAAAUAUACACUUAACAACCAAAAUAUCGCUGUUGCAAUACCUAUUGUAAACGAUAUCUCAACAGACAGCCUUGACUUGGAAAAGAGAACACACAUUUUAGAUAAAGAUCGUUUCGAACUGGAAUAUGUAGUGAUGGCCAAGGAAAGGGUCAUACUUAGAACACUUGAGUUUGAAUCAGACAUGAAUCUCAAAGGACAUGUCAUGUUGGCCGAAGGUUUCCAAUGUUGGAGUACAGUUAAGGAAAUGGGACAUCUCAAUCGACUGCUGCCCAUCCCACGCGCAGUUUCAUGGAUAACCAAGUUUAACCUUCAAGGAGAUUACGAUUUCUUUGAGUAUUCCGGACAGUAUGGAAAACUUCAUGCAACUGCUUAUACAUAUUUACGACACACAUCAUCAGAUAAGAUUGUAUUUAUUGGAUCAGUAUCCGAGCACUCAGGCUACACAUACUAUAAAACAGAUCUAAAUGGAAAUCGAUUUAGUCUCUACAAGGAUAUUGACGGCAAACUACUCAACAAAGGCGAUGUCUUGAGUAUCAAGCUUCUUAUCCAUCAAAUCGAUAAAACAGCUGAUCUUAGUACCGUAUGGUCCAAGUAUGCCGAAUACUAUGACCCGGCGCGUGCAUUCCAAAGUCCUCGUCACCUGACCGGCUGGUCUUCCUGGUAUAAUUUUUAUGAAAGGGUCACUGAAGCUGAUGUGCUUGCGAGUUUAAAUGCGUUCAAGGAACACGAAUAUCCGAUUGAUGUCUUUCAGAUCGAUGAUGGAUAUCAACAGCAAAUUGGAGACUGGCUAGACGUCGACACAAAUAAGUUCCCAAGAGGCAUGAAGGCACUUGCAGAUGAUAUCAAGGAGCAUAAGAUGAUGCCUGGUCUUUGGAUAGCACCCUAUGCCGUCGGCUUCAAAAGCAAGAUUGUCAAGCAACACCCUGACUGGCUUCUAAAGUAUCCCAACAGCACUCAGCCGCUUGUCGCCGGCCCCAACUGGGGUGGAUUUUAUGCACUUGAUAUUUAUCAUCCGGAGGUCAAAGCCUAUCUCCAAACUGUUUUUGAUCACAUUCUGGAUGUUUGGGGCUAUAGACUGCUUAAACUUGAUUUCCUGUUUGCUGCUGCCAUGGUGCCUCGGUUAGGCAAAUCCCGAGGUGAGAUCAUGUGGGACGCUACGGAUCUGAUCGUUGAACUGACUCACAAGCGUGCUCUCAUCCUUGGCUCCGGUGUACCCUUAGCUUCUACCUGGGGGAAAUUCGAGUAUAAUCGCGUGAGCAGCGAUGCAUCUCCCUGGUGGGACCACACGGUCCUCAGACUGGCCCAUGUCCGUGAGCGUGUCUCGACUUUGAAUGCGGUCACUUCCUCUUUAAACCGCUGGCCUAUGGGCUCAAGGGUAUUUGGUAGCGAUCCAGAUGUGUUUUUUAUACGAUCAGAUAAGAAUAAGCUUACCGUGGAUGAAAAGUAUACGCUGUUGCUGAUCAACCUUGUCUUUGGUCAGUUGACCCUCAUGUCUGAUAACGUGAACCUCUACAGCCAAAAAGAACACGACCUCUACGCAUCGACGUUUCCAAAACCUGAGGCAAGCGUGAUUGAUUUGACUAAUGUGGGUGUGGAUAUAUAUCAGGCAACAUAUGCCUGUAAUCAACGUGAAUAUAUAUUCUUAACAAAUCUAUCACCUUUACCGUUCACGGGCCAACUACCCCUAGAUCACAACGGUAAACACAUCUAUUACUUUGAACACAGCAACGUUUUGGUGCAAGAUAAGGUCGACUGGCUCAAGUCACAGUCGCCUGUCUUUUUGAAGCCCCAUGAGACGAGGAUGUUUAUGAAGGUGAAUAGUAGUAGAGAUUUCUUUAUGGGUUCGACUGGAAAUAUUGUACCUGGAGCAGAAAUUGAUUCGAUUGUCUCUCAAGAUGGUAUACGUGUGACAUUACGAGAACCUUUUAUGAAAAACAAGAAAAGAAAACUGUAUAUUAGACUCGAUUCUAUAUAUUUGGAAUGA
Messenger RNA from Rhizopus microsporus ATCC 52813, 2043 nucleotides. RefSeq names its product glycoside hydrolase. The transcript has 3 exons. Gene Ontology annotation, biological process: carbohydrate catabolic process. Bases 1 to 2043 code for a protein of 680 amino acids. Lineage: Eukaryota; Fungi; Mucoromycota; Mucoromycetes; Mucorales; Rhizopodaceae. Gene Ontology annotation, molecular function: alpha-galactosidase activity. The record is from RefSeq and is a predicted model, not a curated record.